Messenger RNA from Fusarium sp. VM40, 3000 nucleotides. Lineage: Eukaryota; Fungi; Ascomycota; Sordariomycetes; Hypocreales; Nectriaceae. The record is from the annotation of a GenBank genome assembly.
AUGCUGAGGAGGGCAACUCGGGAGCUGGGACGAGGGUGGCAGUUGUCGCAUCAUGUGUUGAUCCAAGCCAAGACUCUCGAUUCAACCCAGAACCGGCGGUAUGUGUCUAACGACGAAAAUAUCGAUGGCCUCGAGGCAGUGAUCCGUGACGGCCGUCGAGACGACGACAAAUUGAACCGUCCGCGCAACCACCAGCGAAAGCAGAAAAUACCGAAAGUGCACGAAUGGAGGAGAAAAAAGAUCGAAGAAGACCAGCUCCAGGCCUCGCAAAAUGUUCACAGCCCCGAUGCUAGCGGAAAUGUGAGACGAGACCACCGUCGAACCUACGAGUACAAGCCAACUGGUCUGCGCGAGCCCAUCGAGCGAAAACUACAUAUGCAAAAACGAUGGGUGGAUGAGAGUCCUGCAGCCUUGCUCCGCAAAUAUCUUGUUGAAGAUCCACCGCCCAAAGAGAUGCAAUUGAAGGCUGCUGGUAUGCGAAGUUUGCGCCUCCCGAUCAUUCUUAUCCAAAUGCAUCUCAAGCGGCAGUUCGAAGCCGAUAGGAACAACAACCUGGAUAUCGGUAAAGCACUCCCUGUGCCGCAACAAUGGAAAUCAUUGAUGGAGCUUCUGGAGCAUAACGGGCAUACUGAGGUGGAGUUGAGCCUUUACCACGACAUCCUUUUUGCUAGAACAGAUGAAGAGAGGUGCAAACUGUUUCUUGCAGAUCAAUCUCCGAAACCCAUCUUUAUUCUUCAGUACCUACUGAGACUCGGAUCGGGCAUCAGGAAAGUCUCAACAUUAGAAGGUUUAAUGGAGUAUGUCAAGAGACGGUUACGUACCACGGCCGACAAGACACGGCCGACCUCAUAUGAUGAAGGACGUUCAAGAGCUGCAAUGGAUAAAAUCUCCACAGGAGAUUUCAUGCACAUCACGGAACGACUUGCUUUCCACUGUCGGCGUGUAGAACCUAGGCGGUUGACACUUUUGGCCGAAAUUACCGCGGAAUUUAUCACUCUCUUUGAAGCCAAAUCUGGGAUCGCUGAAGAGACCUAUUAUGCACAAUGCAAAUUCUUCAACGUUACAAUUGGCCAUAUUGCUAGUCGUAUGGGCUCCGGGCCUCAAAAGCACAGGAUUUCUUCUGCAUACCUUUGGGAGGCCCUUCGUAUUUUGUUGAGAAUGUCUGGUGGCCUCCCAAAAGCCCUGCUGGUAGACCGAAACGGGUUUCAAGCUAUCAGAGCUGUACUAGCUGGGAUGCCUAAGAACAGAGACGACACACGCAACGUCAGGCGACAGUCAAAGGUUUGGCCGCCAUAUCUGCGGCCAGAGGACGGCAUUGACGAGGCCAUGGAGCCUGAAGAGAGCUGGUCCCGUGUUGUUCGGGCAGGGAUGAUGAUGCAGGAAGCAGGGUUUCCCAGAAAAGAGGUCGACGUUGCUCUGGAUGUUCUACAAGGCUUGGCUCAAGAUGGUACGCCCACGAUUCAGCAGCGGACGGCACUCGCCCCGGGCAGAGAGCUUUCGGUUUGGGCAGCAUCGAUCAAAGCGACACGAAACGCCUUCGAGGCAUGGAAGCUAUUCAACCAUCCACCCAAAGCUGGCAUGGAGCCUAAGGAAGACGAAUAUGCAGCUAUGUUCCAGAAACUAUAUGCCCGCAAAGCUGAUCCUGCGGAGAACACUUUGCCAGGAGACAAUACUUUAAAUUAUGAUACGCACGAAGAGACGAAUCUGACAGAGUUGGAAAAGCUGCGAUUGCAGCCCCCAUCGCCACGGGAACUAUUCGAGAUGAUGAAACAGAGCAGGGUGAAGCCGAACGAACAAUGUCUCUGCAUUCUGGUAACAAAUGCCGCGGGACUUGGUGCAGCUCACGAGUAUCUGAUGGCUGGCAGUACACAGCGGCACAACUACGACAACUUGAUAUCCCCACAGCCUACAGCUGAGAUGUUGAAGAACAUCCCCUUACCAGUGUUCUCAGCUUACACAAGUCUUCUUGCUAAAAUUCCCCAUCCUAAAAGCCAACACCUGGUACGCGCUAUUCGUAUUGCAGAGCUUCGUCUAAGCCGCAACAGUCAGAAUUGGGGAUCCUGGGUGUGGUCACCCAUUAUAAAAACCCUGUCGCAGCACCAUUCUGCAUUGAGGCUUACCUUCGAGGCACAACUCCGUUUGAUGCUAUAUCUUGCGAACCGUAUUGAUAAUUCCCAUGGGAUGGCUCUUUAUACCUUUCGGCGACUCACAAAAGCUGUGCGGAAGAUUAUAAGUUACAAGAUGGAGAUGCUAGCGGCCGCCGCGGAAGUUGACAGUCUUGAGUUGAACCCGCUUCAUGCUGUUUAUGACAGGUGGGGGGCUGGUGCUAAAAUUGAGAAAAAUGAGGACUUGUUGAAAAGCACAGCGGUAUCCAAGGUCAAGACGAUGGGUGCACGGCUGAAGAGCCUCUUCUAUUCACUUGUGGCCAAGGAGCGAGAGAUCUUGCGGCCGGGAGAGAGCAUUCAUCUGUCAGCCGUGGAUAUGAUGCGGGCGCGGGAAGACCCAGUGAUGGCGACCUACGCUCAUGACCUGAUGUUGGCACUGGCAUACACGGGGGAGUUUGGCGAGAUGGUGGAAUUAAUGAGGUGGCUGGUGCGAGAAUGGAGCUCGCCACGAGUACAGGAAGAGAUGGAGAACAUGGACGAGAUGCCGUACGACCUAGACAUGAUGGAAACGCUGUGCGCGUUCCGUGCGUUUGCGGAACCUAUGAUACCACGAAGUGAGCUAGCACAAGUUCAAGGCGAGAUUAUGCAGUCCAAUAUCUGGGACUGGCCAGACGAUACAGUUGUGCAGAGCUACAUUGAAGAGGGCAACGUAAGAGGCAAUCAAGAGCUGAGAGCAGUUCUCGAGUGGAUAUGUGCUCGGCCUGUUCAAGAGACUGUCGAGGUCGCUGAUGUCGACGACUUGGAUUUGGACUGGAAAGCGACUGAGAAGGGGGCUCUAGAACAAGAGCUUGAUAGCCAGGAAGAGAUUAGGAGAAUAGCCUUGCAAAGUAGCUAG